UUUUUUUCUUCCCUGGCCUCAGUGGAAAAAACCUGCUUGCAUUCACUCUAUCUAUACCCAUCAUAAUUUUAUAUACCUCUAUCAAAUCUCCCCUCAUUCUUCUACACUCCAGGGAAUAAAGUCCUAACCUAUUCAACCUUUCUCUGUGACUCAGUUUCUCAAGUCCCGGCAACAUCCUUAUAAACUUUCUCUGCACUCUUUCAACCUUAUUAAUAUCCUUCCUGGAAUUAGGUAACCAAAACUGCACACAAUACUUCAAAUUUGGCCUCACCAAUGUCUUAUACUACCUCACCAUAACAUUCCAACUCUUAUACUCAGUACUUUGAUUUAUAAAGGCCAUCAUAACAAAAGCUCUCUUUACUACCCUAUCUACCUGUGACGCCACUUUUAGGGAAUUUUUUAUCUGUAUUCCUAGAUCCCUCUGUUCUACUGCACUCCUCAGUGCCCGACCAUUUACCUUGUAUGUUCUACCUUGGUUUUUCCUUCUAAAGUGCAAUACCUCACACUUGUCUGUAUUAAACUCCAUCUGCCAUUUUUCAGCCCGUUUUUCCAGCUGGUCCAAAUCCCUCUGCAAGCUUUGAAAACCUUCCUCACUGUCCACUACACCUCCAAUCUUUGUAUCAUCAGCAAAUUUGCUGAUCCAAUUUACCACAUUAUCAUCCAGAUCAUUGAUAUAGAUGACAAAUAACAAUGGACCCAGCACUGAUCCCUGUGGCAUACCACUAGUCACAGGCCUCCACUCAGAGAAGCAAUCCUUCACUACCAUUCUCUGGCUUCUCUCAUUCAGCCAAUGUCUAAAUCCAAUUUCCUACCUCACCAUCUAUACCUAGCGACUGAAUUUUCCUAACUAACCGCCCAUGUGGGACCUUGUCAAAGGCCUUACUGAAGUCCAUGUAGACAACAUCCACUGCCUUCCCUUCAUCCACUUUCCUGGUAACUUCCUCGAGAAAAUCUAAUAGAUUUGUUAAACAUGACCUACCACGCACAAAGCCAUGUAGACUCUCCCUAAUAAGUCCCCGUCUAUCCCAAUAGUUGUAGAUCCUAUCUCUUAGUACUCCUUCCAAUAAUUUUCAUACUACCGAUGUCAAAUUUACCAGCCUAUAAUUUCCCAGAUUACUUUUAGAGCUAUUUUUAAACAACACAACAACAUCAGUUAUCCUCCAAUCCUCUGGCACCUCACCCGUUUAUACCGACAUUUUAAAUAUAUCUGCCAGGGCCCCUGCAAUUUCAACACUAGUCUCCUUCAAGGUCUUUUAACUACUCUGAUUUGCCUCAAGAUAGCAAACAUCUCCUCUUCUUCAAUUUGUAUAGGUUCCAUGACCUCACUACUUGUUUCAAGUCAAGUCACUUUUUAUUGUCAUUUCAACCAUAACUGCUGGUACAGUACAUAGUAAAAACGAGACAACGUUUUUCAGGACCAUGGUGCUACAUGAAACAGUACAAAAGCUACACUGAACUACAUAAAAACAACAGAGAAAAAAACUAUACUAGACUACAGACCUACCCAGGACUGCAGAAAGAGCACAAGACAGUGCAGCAUUACAAUAAAUAAUAAACAAGACAAUAAGCACAGUAGAGGGCAGUAAGUUGGUGUCAAGUCCAGGCUCUGGGUAUUGAAGAGUCUGAUGGCUUGGGGGAAGAAACUGUUACUGUUUGCCUUAUUUCAAUUAACUCCAUGUCAGCUUCCUUAGUAAAUACAGAUGCAAAUAAAACCAUUUAAGAUCUCCCCCAAUUCUUUUGGUUCCAUACAUAGCCAACCACUCUGAUCUUCAAGAGGACCAAUUCUAUCCCUUACAAUCCUUUUGCUCUUAAUAUACCUGUAGAAGCUCUUUGGGUUAUCCUUCACCUUGACUGCCAAAGCAACCUCAUGUCUUCUUUUAGCCCUCCUGAUUUCUUUCUUAAGUUUUUUUUUUGCACUUUUUAUACUUCUCAAGCACCUUAUUUGCCCCCUAUUUUCUGUACAUGUCAUACAUCUCUCUCAUUCUUUAUCAAAAUUCCAAUAUCCCUUGAGAACCAAGGUUAUUAUUCACUUUGCCUUUAAUCCUGACAGGAACAUACAAACUCGACUCUCAAAAUUCCUCCUAUGAGGGCCUCCCACUCUAAAGUCUGCAUGUCCUUCCUGUAAGAGGGAACUGAAAGUAAUAACUAUAGAUGUGGAUAACCAGAGUUUUUUAGACCUGCAAAUUAACUUCCUGACCCUUGACCUCAAUGCCUUAACUGAUAAAGGCAAGACUAACACCCUCUCAGUCUAUGCAACCAGUUUUAGAGAGCUCUGAAUAGUUAAGAAAAGUAAUGAGAAAUUUUGCCCAUAUGGAGGGUUGUCCAAACUCCAAUGGCAUAGAAAUGAGGUGAGGAAGGUUUAGAGGGGAUCUGAGAAAAAUAUUUUCACCUGGGUGGUGGGGUUGGACACUGGGACACACUCCCUGAGAAUGCAUGGGAACAGUUUCAAAUGCAUCUGAACAAGUGCUUGCAUCACCAAGGUACAGUUUGACCACAGACCAAGGAAAAAGUACGGAAGAAAUGUGGCAAAUGUUCAGGGGAUAUUUGUGUGGAGUUCUGCAUAGGUAUGUUCCAAUCAGAGGGAAGUUAUGAUAAGGUACAGGAACCAUGGUGUACAAAGGCUGUAAUAAAUCUAGUCAAGAAGAAAAGCUUAUAGAAGGUUCAGAGAGCUAGGUUCCGGAAGAUUGGAGGGUUGCGGAUGUUGUUCCUUUAUUCCAGAAAGGGAGUAGAGACAGCCCAGGGAAUUAUAGACCAGUGGUUACCUCAGUGGUUGGUAAGUUGAUGGAGAAGAUCCUGAGAGGCAGGAUUUAUGAGCAUUUGGAGAGGUAUAAUAUGAUUAGGAAUAGUCAGCAUGGCUUUGUCAAGGGCAGGUCCUGCCUUCCGAGCCUGGUUAAAUUUUUUGAGGAUGUGACUAAACACAUUGAUGAAGGAAGAGCAGUACAUGUAGUGUAAAUGGAUUUCAGCAAGGUAAUUGAUAAGGUACACCGUGCAAGGUUUAUUGAGGAAGUAAGAAGGCAUGGUAUCCAAGGGAACAUUGCUUUGUGGAUCUAGAACUGGCUUGCCCACAGAAGGCAGAGUGGUUGUAGAUGGGUCAUAUUUCGCAUGGAGGUCGGUGACCAGUGAUGUGCCUCAGGGAUCUGUUCUGGGACCCCCAGUGGAGGGAUGGGUUAGCAAGUUUGCUGAUGACACAGAGGUUGGAGGUGUUAUGGAUAGUGUGGAAGGCUGUCAGAGGUUAGAGCGGGACAUUGAUAGAAUGCAAAACUGGGCUGAGAAGUGGCAGGUAGAGUUCAACGUAGAUAAGUGUGAAGUGGUUCUUUUGGUAGGUCAAAUAUGGUGACAGAGUAUAGUAUUAAUGGUAAGACUUGUGGCAGUGUGGAAGAUCAGAGGGAUCUUGGGGUCUGAAUCCAUAGGACACUCAAAGCAGCUGCGCAGAUUGACUCUGUGGUUAAGAAGCCAUAUGCUGUAUUGGCCUUCAUCAAUCAUGGAAUUGAAUUUAGGAGCUGAGAGAUAAUGUUGCAGCUAUAUAGGAUCUUGUUCGGACCCCACUUGGAGUACUGUGCUCAGUUCUGGUCGCCUCACUACGGGAAGGAUGUGGAAGCCAUAGAAAGGGUGCAGAGGAGAUUUACAAGGAUGUUGCCUGAUUGGGGAGGAUGCCUUAUGAGAAUAGGUUGAAUGAAAAUGGCCUUUUCUCCUCGGAGCGAUGGAGGAUGAGGGGUGACCUGAUAAAAGUGUAUAAGAUGAUGAGAGGCAUUGAUCGUGUGGAUAAUCAGAGGCUUUUUCCCAGGGCUGAAAUGGUCACCAGAAGAGGACACAGGUUUAAGGUGCUACGGAAUAGGUACAGAGGAGAUGUCAGGCAUAAGUUUUUUACUCAGUGUGGUGAGUGCAUGGAAUGGGCUGCCGGCAACAGUGGUGGAGGCGGAUACAAUAGGUUCUUUUAAGAGACUUUUGCAUAGGUACAUGGAGCUUAGAAAAAUAGAGGGGUUUGGGUAAGCCUAGUAAUUUCUAAGGUUGGGACAUGUUCUGCACAACUUUGUGGGCUGAAGGGCUUGUAUAGUGCUGUAGGUUUUCUAUGUUUCUAUGAUGUAGAUGGUCAGUACAGUCAUAAUGGGCUGAAAGGCUUAUUUCUGUACUGUGCUAAUCAUGAGAGGCCAUUGCUUUAAUGCUCAAAUUAGAAAAGCAUGGUGAAAGAUCAGGUAAUUUUGAUGCUUAAAGAUAUCUAGUUUGCUAGGGCCCUGGUGAAGAUUUUUGUGCAUCUUUGUUAGCCAUAGAUAAAGUAUCUGAAGUCUAGAGAAUAGCUAGAAUAUGGUGGCAGGAUUAAGGCAGGUAACUGCAGGUCAAUUUAAAUUACAUUGGAAGUAGGCACAUUACAGGAAAAAAUUCAAAGGGACAACAUUUAUGUUCAUUUGCAAAGAGGGACUGAUUAGAGCAGGGGUCGGCAACCCGCAGCUCUUUCAUCUCUGUGCUGCGGCUCCCUGUGGCUUUGGAAAAUAAAUGAGUAUUUAAUUAAAAUGUAUUUUAUGUUAGUUUGUUAGUUUUUGAAAUGUAUUUCUAAAUUUGAAGAUUAUGGUGAUCUUGUACAAUCUAAAUAAAACGUGUUUUUUGUCGCUAUUAAUAUACGUCACCACUGCCAUUGCCUGACACCCGCCAGUGCGCGAUUUCUUUAAUUUUUCGAUCCAAGGUAGGCUAACUAUGGAGAAUUCUAAAAAAAGAAAAGUGACUGUAGAAAACAGAACGUUUAAUGAUAACGUGGGCAGAUUCAUUUGCUUUCAGUGCUGACGAGACUGGUUUACCGGUAUGCUUAAUAUGCAAUGAGAAACUAGCAAACAACAAAAAGUCAAAUGUCGCAAGACAUUUCCAGAAUAAACACGCAGCCUUUGCUCAAAAAUAUCCGGAUGGAGAUGAGAGAAAAAAAGCCGUUUCGGAACUGAUGUGCAAGGUUGAUCUGAGCAAAAAUCAUUUCAAGAAGUGGAUGAAGUCUGGAAAAUCAACGACAUAUGCUAGUUAUGUUGCCGCUCAGGAAAUAGUCAGGCACGGGAAGCAGUUUACAGAUGGUGAAUAUAUAAAAGAAUCUUACAUUAAGAUUUCGGAACAUCUAUUCACGGACUUUAAAAACAAGAGUGAAAUUGUGCAGAAAAUCAGGGAUAUGCCCCUCUCUGCAAAGACUGUCAAAGACAGAACCAUAAAAGUGGCAGAAGACAUCACAAGACAGCAAAUUAAAGACAUCAAUUCAGCUGUGGCCUACUCGAUUGCCUGUGACGAGUCUAAAGACAAAGGUGAUAUUGAACAAAUAGCGCUGUUCUGCCGGUAUGUAAACUCUGCCGGGCCACAGGAAGAAAUGAUUGAGUUGAUACCUCUAAAAGGCCAAACACAGGGGGAAGACAUCUGUGAGGCUGUCUUGAAUUGUUUAAGAGCCAAAGGAAUAAAGACCACCCACCUGGUGUCAGUAGCUACUGAUGGGGCACCAAGUAUGACAGGAACGCACAAGGGAUUUGUGGCUUUACUGCAGAAGUCGCUGGACAGAACUUUUCACUGCAUCUUGCACCAAGAGGCACUGUGCGCUCAAACAUUUCCUCCGGAAUGCACAGAAGUAAUGGAUGUUGUCAUUCAGAUUGUCAAUAAAAUAAUGGCAAAAAGUUUAAAUUACCGUCAAUUCCGUUUGUUACUGGACGAGCUGGAAAGCGCAUAUUCUGAUCUCCUGCUGCACAACAAAGUCUAGUGGCUGUCAAGAGGGGAGGUGCUGAAAUGCUUUGUCGCGUGUCUAGAAGAAGUGAAAACUUUCCUGGGCAGCAAAGGGCUCACCUUUCCUGAGCUGGAACAGCCAGAGUGGCUGGAAAAGCUACACUUCAUGGUAGACAUGACAGCGCACCUGAACACACUGAACACAGCUCUUCAGGGGAAAGGACGCACAGCCCUGCACAUGUUGGAGGAUGUUUUGGCAUUCGAGCGCAAGUUGACAGUGCUUGCCAGAGAUUUACAGAAAGGCACAUUGUCUCACUUCCCCAAUUUGAGAGAGUUCAAACAAGCUCACGACAUGAUAAAUUCGGAGUAUUUACAUUCUGCAAUCAUCGCAAUGCAAGCAUCGGUUGGGAAACACUUCUGUGAGUUCAGAGAGGAAAAAAACACAUUAUCCUUCCCGGUCACUCCCCUAAGCAUCGAUCCAUCCCUACUGAAUACGACUGCAUUGGCAGGUGUGAGUCAACCUGAUCUUGAGAUGGAACUGGCCGACGUAGCCGACAAAGACAUAUGGAUGUCCAAGUUUAGACGCUUGACAGCAGACCUUGAAGAUGUUGCCCGUCAGAAGGCCGUUCUUGCUCAGAAUCACAAAUGGAGUGAUAUUGAAAACCUCCUCGGACCGGACAAACUUGUGUUCGAAACAUGGAAUGCUAACCCCGACAUUUAUGUAAACAUUAAAAAGUAUGUGCUUGGAGUCCUGUUGAUCUUUGGAUCCACAUAUGUAUGUGAGCAGGUGUUCUCCAACACGAACUUUAUUAAAAACAAACAUCGCGCACGCCUCACAGGUGACAGCUUGCGAUCCUGUGUAAAGAUGAAGGUGACGUCAUACAUCCCUGAUGUGCAGACGCUGUGCGCUGAGGUCCAGGAGCAGAAAUCCCAUUAACCAAGUUGACAGCUGGCUGACGUUAUUUUUGGUUUGCUGUUGGCGGACAAUUUAAGUUCGGCGUUUUUCAUAAAUACAAGAAGGACUCAAAUAGACAUUGAGUAUUUUACUUAAAAGUAACCUUCAAC
Molecule: messenger RNA, 6744 nt
Organism: Hypanus sabinus (Atlantic stingray)
Lineage: Eukaryota; Metazoa; Chordata; Chondrichthyes; Myliobatiformes; Dasyatidae
Product: SCAN domain-containing protein 3-like
Exons: 2
Coding region: 4739-5716 (325 amino acids)
Source: RefSeq, a predicted model, not a curated record